CCGGGACGUCACACGUCCUGGUCCUACAGUAAUAACUGCACCGCCACAGCGGAAACUGUGGAAGCAUCGUACCUUCUGUGUUUAAAUUUCUACCUUCUUUUGAUCAUCAUCAUUAAACAAGUUCAAGACUUAGACAAUGUGGUGAUUGAAGGGCGAGUAAACUGUCUGUUGAUUCACUUCUCACAGUUCUCACAGUGAUGGACAUAGGCUGUGCUUGAUCUGUACACCACAACACCGUCACAGCAGCCACAGCAUCCACCACAGCAAAACUGAAGGUACUAACACACUUAGUUACUUAUCUAGCAACACAACAAUGUCUGAAUGUUCAUUGAAGACCAGAUCUAGGGUGUCAUGCUCAUCUAGACACUCCUAUCGAUCCCAUGCUUUAGAGACAGCAGCACUGGCCAGAGCUGAAGCAGAGGCCAUCAGAGCACAAAUAGCCUUUGCUGAACAAAAAGCACAUAUAAAGAAAGAAAAGGCAUGUCUAGAAGCUUUACUAGAAGUGCUGAGUUUGAAAAAAUCUGUAGCAGCGGCAGCUGCAAAAGCAAAAGUGUUAGAGGCUGCAAUACUGACUGACUAUGACAUCAGUGAUGAACCUGACAUCCAGUUCGACCUAAAGCCUGAAACUGUUUUACAGCAAACUCAAGACUAUGUACAUGAAUGUUCCCAGACACUCAGCCCUCCCAAUCCAGUCCCAAGUCGGGUAAACAAGUAAAACGCAUACACACUGUGUACGUGAAUGACUCUAGGAAGUUCUGCAGAUGGCGUGGCAAAGACUUGACGAGUGCUACGGGGCUCCCGAGAUCAUAGAGGAGUCACUGUGGAAAAGAAUUGAUGGCUUUGGGAAAAUCUCCAACAAAGAUCACCAGAGGCUCAGAGAGUUAGGAGACCUGCUGAUGGAACUCCAAGCUGCAAAGGAGGAAGGUGACUUUCCAGGCUUAGCUGUUCUUGAUACAGCUCGAGGUAUAAACAGCAUUGUGCAAAAGCUGCCAUUUUUCCUGCAAGAGAGGUGGAUGACUCAGGGUUCUAAUUAUAAAGAGCUGCAUCAUGUGCAUUUCCCACCAUUCUCUUUCUUUGAGAACUUUGUCAUCCAACAAGCAAAGAGGCACAAUGACCCAGGAUUUUUUCUGGCUCCUCAAAGCUUUGAUGGCCAGAAACUAGAGAGAGACUUUCACAAGAAUGCCACUCACAGAACUCCUGUUUUAGUGCACAAGACUGUCAUUCCUUCCGCUACACCAUCACAGAAGGAGUCCACCAAUCCCAAGACGACAGAUCUUACCCAAGGUUGUCCCAUACAUCACAAGCCUCACUCUCUGCUUAAAUUCCGUGGCUUUAGGACAAAACCCUUGGAGGAAAGAAAGACUUUCCUAAAGCAAAAUAACAUUUGUUAUUGUUGUUGUGCAUCUACUUCACAUGUGGCAAAGGACUGUGGUAAGAUUAUCAGCUGUGCAGAAUGCAAUAGUGAUAGACGUGUAUCUGCCCUGCAUCCUGGUCCCACUCCCAUGGACUGUGAAAGCUCCAGCUGAGGGAGAGCAUGGUGGGGAGGGACAGGAAAGAAGAACAGCAGCAACAGUAAUGGCUAUGUGUACUGAGGUUUGUGGAGGAAACCAUAAGGGCCAGUCAUGCUCAAAAAUCUGCUUAGUCAAUGUCUUUCCUACAGGGCAUAGGGAAAGAGGGAUCAAACUGUACGCAAUCUUAGACGAUCAAAGUAACAGAUCAGAGUUUUUUUAGCUUUUUGGGUCAAAGAGCCACCAAUUUCCCUAUUCUCUCAGAACCUGUGCACAUUGCCUUUGAAAGAACUAAAGAGGAUGACAAGAUGACUCCGUCCUUCAGCGAGCUCACCUUCAUGGAAAUGAUGAGGGUAGGCUUCUACAGGGACGAUGGCAACAGCUGGGUUACCCCACUGCCUUUUAACCCACAAAGACAGCGCCUGCCAAAUAACAAGACCCAGGUUUUACAUCGUUUUAGGUCUUUACAAAGGUCCUUUAGGCUGAAGCCUGAUAUGAAAGAACACUUCUUUGCAUUCAUGGAGAAAGUGAUCCAGAAUGGCCACGCAGAAGUACUGCCACCCCUUGAUAUUGACCAGGCACAGGAUAUCUUUGAAUGGUGGAUGAAAUUGCAUAUUUUGGCAACAGCCCUUCACCAGCAAUAGCUAUAUUUGGCCUCAAAUGCACUGCACGUGAAGAAGAAAAAGAGUUUGAUGCAGACACUAGAGUAUUUGUUGAAAAAUACUUUUACGUUAACGACGGACUAAAGUCCGUACCCACUACAACACAGGCCACUGACCUCUUGAAAAGGGCAAGAGAGAUGCUUGCAUGCUCCAACCUUCAUCUACAUAAGAUAGAAUCUAGUAGUGGUCAUGACGGCCUUCCCUUCUGAAGAAUUCAACAGCAAGGCAAGUUCAGAGCCUGGCCAAGGUCUUUUGGGACAGAUGGUGUAAACAAUAUCUGUCUACUCUGCAGGUAUGAAAGAAGUGGCAAUCAGACAGGCCUAAUAUCCAGCCAAGUACCAUUGUACUUCUGAAAAAUCACCAAUCCAGGCAGAUUGAAUGGCCCAUGGGUCGAGAGACUAAGACUUUCCCUGGAGAUGACAGUAGGGUCUGUAAGGUAGAGGUAGAAGUUUAGGUUUAUUUGUUAGACCAGUUACAGAACUCAUCUUGCUUUGACCUUCAAUGUUUAGGUUAAAUUGUGGUACCUCCUAAAGAUACCAGGCGGGGAGUGUGCUGCGACAGCAGUAGUUCUGUCCACAUUUUAGAUACAGCAAUUUAGUUAAGUGUUGCAAAUCUCUUCAUAUGUAACAUUUUUUUUAUAUGUAUUGGGCUUUAUGUCCCUCCCUCUCUCCUCUGGCCACUUAUAGUACUGUGCCCUUGCUGCUGUAUAUUAUUUACUUUGGUAUUCACUCUGCCACAUCUCAUUACAUCACUUCCUAGUCCUGAGAGGAAGCAGCCAUUUCUGUUGUAACAGUCACUUUGCAGGGCUGGUGAAAACAGCACCCACACUCAUCUCUAAGCAAGCCUAUCCAAGCAUCGUUGGUAUGUUUGAAAUUUGUUUAAUGCCUGCUUAUUAUAAGCUGUUUAUUUUGCUGUUUUGUGCAUUCUGGUUGUAGUUGUGAUUCACUAUUUCUCCCUUAGCAGCCACCUAUUAGGCCCCACUAGGACUGUAUAAUGCAUAUCAGAUGUUUAUAUAUGCUUCUAUUGUAUUUCAUAUGUAUUUUACAUACCCAGAAUGUAUUCUGAUACCAUUGUACUGUUCAAAACGUAUACAGUGUGGUGACUGAAGGGCGAGUAAACUGCACUUUGAUUCACUUCUCACAGUGAUGGGAACAGGACAGUCCUUCAAACAGCUAACUAGUCCACUGCUCUAUUAACCUAGAACUUUCUUACCUGCUUUGCUAACUUUUCUAACGUUCUAACGUCCAAUGCAUCUUUCAUGUCUUUCUCAUAUUCCUGCAUCUGGGCCACUCUUGGAUCUAGGCCCAGAUUUGAACGUUUGAACAUGAUGGACGUAUGUCUUUUUUCAACCCAACUUACUAUGUUACUAUGAUUUGUGGCGAGGCCACAAAGGCCUGGGCCUAGGGCGGCAAGAAUUUAGGGGCAGCAUGCUGCCAAAGUUUGGCAUGGUCCUCUCAGUCAAAACAAUGCCCACUUCCUAUUCAUGUGGAGAGGAAAAAUGCAAACACAUUGCGCUGUCAGGCAGGGAUCUUGUAUAUAUGUAUUUAUUUUUUAGGAAGAGUAGAUUUUACUGGGAGCCAAGAGAGAAAUUGAUAUGUGGGUGAGAUGAUGCGGGCGGCAGCAGUGAAGAUGGAUUGCAGAGGGGUGGAUAUAAGAUUCUGGGAGACCAGCUAGAAAUAUAUUGCAGUUGUUUAAACAUAGAUUCUUACCAGCUUCUCUGGGGACAGUGAGCAUGUGCAGUGUCACUGACAUUUGGGGGCACAUUUAUUAAGCAAUUAUGGCAAAGUCAGAUUUUUUUUC
Messenger RNA from Xenopus tropicalis (tropical clawed frog), 3970 nucleotides. RefSeq lists its product as uncharacterized. Lineage: Eukaryota; Metazoa; Chordata; Amphibia; Anura; Pipidae. The coding region runs from base 762 to 1526 and encodes 254 amino acids. The record is from RefSeq and is a predicted model, not a curated record. The transcript is spliced from 2 exons.